This is a messenger RNA of Amphibalanus amphitrite, 6681 nucleotides long. RefSeq names its product transcriptional regulator ATRX homolog. Gene Ontology annotation, molecular function: ATP hydrolysis activity; ATP binding; ATP-dependent chromatin remodeler activity. The record is from RefSeq and is a predicted model, not a curated record. Gene Ontology annotation, cellular component: nucleus. Lineage: Eukaryota; Metazoa; Arthropoda; Thecostraca; Balanomorpha; Balanidae. Bases 357 to 6122 code for a protein of 1921 amino acids. The transcript is spliced from 13 exons.
GCUUGACCAUUCAGAACUGGUAGAUGACGUCAUAUUAGCACUUCUCAUUGGUUUUGCGAGCUGCUGGUUGGUGAAUCGAAAAUGCUCUGACGUCAUGAGCUUUAUCAUAAAUCCAAUAGCAUUCGCGACAUGUCUUACUGAAUACUGAAAAUCAGGGUAUAUAGAACAACACUGAAAAUAACUUUUGUCGUUCAUUUACCGCGCGCGCCCCCGCGUCGCCGCGAUGGCAGUUGCAGUUGGCGGUUGAGGUCGAGGGGUGUUUCCUGCGUAAUUAACGAAAUUUUUGUAAAAACAUUUUGGCAAAGAGGGAGAGCUAAAGCUGUCCGUCGCCACCGCUGGCGUCGGCGUGUGGCGGGAUGAGUGAGGUCGCGGUCCAGGACGACCCGGCCAGCGCAGCGUCCGAGCAGGCUGAGGCGCUCGUCUCGGCGGCCUCCCGGCUGGAGGAGGUGUGCCGCGACCUGACGACCUGUCUGCGCGCGCUGCCUAGCCUGACGGAGCGCCGCGCGGCCGCGCUGUGUCUGCGUGCUGCCGCCGUCUCGGGCCGGCUCCAUCUCAAGGAGGCCAUCCGGUUUCUGGACGCGGCGUGGGCGGACGACCGGGACGGUCCGCUGUGCCCCGAGCGGCGCGUGGUGCCAGAGACGCCCGAGCGGAGUCCGCCGGCCGGCCGGACCGACGGCGACGGCGCCCCGGCGGACGGUGACGCGUCAGUGACCGGGAUGAACGGCGGCGGAGCCCAGAAUGGGAUCAUGAACGGGUCGGCAGGCGGCGGAGACGAACGGGAGUCGGACGCCUCACCAGAGGUGGGCCAGGUCAGGGCGAAGAAGAAACCACUCAACUCUGACUCGGAUGAUCCUACCGGGACACCGGUAAGAGUUAACAAAAAGAAGCGGCGUGACGAUCCCAGUCAGGAGAGUGUAUCCUCCAUGAGCCAUGAUGGAGCUAGUCCAGUUAAGGUUGAGCCAGCCGCCUCACUGGCUGAUAUGAAGACUGAGCAGAGUGAUUCUGUCUGUGACGUGAAAAUGGAACCCAGCGAUGAGUCUGAGAUGAAGACGGAGCCGGGCGGCUCUGUCGCUGAGGUGAAGGCGGAGCCCAGCGAUGGGUCGGGGCUGGGCCUGGUGAUCGCCGCCGUUGAGCCGCUUAGUCAGAUGUCAGGCUCAGAGCCGGUCGCCGCUCAAACCGAGCCGGACGCCACUGCGUCUGACAAGUGCGAGUCUGCCGCGGGGGCGGCGGAGGACAGUCGCCCUGUCUCGCCGCUCGGAGGCGACUCUUCCGUGGACGAGUCUACCUCAGUGGACGCCAACCCAGAGUCUCAGAACGACAACGACCGGCUGAAGCUGCUGCUGACCAGCAGUGACGACGAGGACGCCGAUGGCCCGGCCGCCGACGGAGCCGGUGUGCCGAACGGCGGAGUGGACGGCGACGAUAUGGAAGACUCGUCGUCGACCGUCAUUCGCAACGGGAAUGAGAGGCAGCGAGGAGCUGACUCACCAUCGAGCGAUGAGGACUCGCGGGGCGGUCGGAAGCUGCGCAAGCGAACCGCCAAAGAAGAGCCGCCCAACAGCGAGUCAGAUGCCACAGACCCUGGCGAUAAGAACAGUCGCGGCCGGCAACGACGGACGUUGAAAAAGUCGGCCGGCAGUGACUCUGAGCGCGACGACUCCGAGAGGCGCUCGCGGCGUCGGCGAGUCGGACCGAAACCUGAGGUCUCCGGGUCUUCGGCGGACAGUGUUUCGGUUUCCGACUCGGCUGAGGAGCAACGCACGGAACGACGGCGCAAUCGUAGAGGACGCCGGCGCCCGCGGGGCCCGCCGGAGCCCACGGCCGACUGUAGCGUAUCGCUGACGCGGCUGCCGCCCGAAAUGGAACGGGAGGCCGCCGACAACGGCUUCGUAAAAAUCACGAAGCGCGCCAAGAAGCAACUGUCGAAGCAGGCUCUGGAGGUCCGCCGACUGGCCAACGUGGCCAGCCUGCUGCGGACGUCCCUGAUGAAGGGAGAGAGCUCGUCGGAAGACUCGGACGACAGUGAUACGGAGGAAGACGAGAAAGCGAGGAAGGUGAAAAAGUCCGCCGCACGAAGCACCGAAAAGUCCGCCAAGAAGAAGAAGAAGACGUUGAAUGACAUGAGCGAUGGUGAUAGUGGAGGCCGCACCUCGGGCGUGGAGAGUGACGAGCCUAACCAGCCCUCGGCCGCCGCCCUCGUUCCUCUCGAAGAGAACGAGUUCGACAGGCAGCAGCUGCUGGCGUCUGACAGCGGCUCAGAUGCCGACUCUGAGUCGGCGGGCGACGGCAACGACUCGGACUUCUUACCCAGCGGUAAAGAUAAGAAGAAGGGAAAGAAGAAGCGAAAGGAAGAAGAGAAUAAGGAAACUAAUAAUGCUUCUGAGUGUGAGGACGGCAGUGAUAGUAAAAAUGAUACCAAAAAGGUUAAAGACAAGCGUAAGAGGGGACCAGAAUCUGAAAACAGUUGUGAUUCUGAUAGCAAAAAGAAUAAACGGUCGAAAGAGAAAAAGGACGUUAAGGAAGAUUCUGAAGAUGAAGAAGGAGAUAAAGUGAAGAGAAAGGACAAGAAAAAGGCUAAAAAGGAACAAAAAGAUAAUGAAGCCACAAAUGGUGAAGGCAAGGAAGACAAUGACGAGGACAAGAAGGCCAAAUCAGACGGUGAUGCGUCUGGAUCAGAAGCUGAAACUGACAAGAAAGGUAAAAAGAAACUUUCAGCAAAAGUUCGUCAGCUUCUCAACGGCAAAAUGAGUGCAACCGACUCAAGUGAAGAGGACGAAAAGAUGAAGAAGAAAAUAAUGGAGAAGCGUAGCAAGGAGCUGGAGAAGGCGGCCAAGAAGAAGGCCGACUCGGACGAUCCGGACGCUGACGGUGACGGCAGUCAGUCGGACGGCCUGCCGCCCGUGGUGGACGUCCCGUCUUCAGAGGAAGAGGUCGUCGAGAAGAAGCGCAGUCCGCGGAAGAAGCGGCUGCGUAUAGCGGAGGACUCGGACUCUGACUUCUGUAUACUGGACUCGGAAGGAUCGGCCGGGUCCGACGCGGAGGAGGCGGGGCCGUCCAAGAAGCGCGGCCGCUCAUCGUCCUCGUCCAUCUCGUCGGUGUCGGACAGCGCCGACGACUUCCAGCCGCCCAAGAAGACGCGCUCCCGGGGGCGUCUGAAGCGCAUCCGACGCCUCAGCGAUGACAGCCAGUCGUCGAGCGGCGACGACAGCGUACAGGAGGAGAAGCCAGAGUCGCAGGGCACGCCCGGCAAGGGCGGACGCAAGAACAUCCGACACAUCCGAGAGGCCGAGCAGUCGACCAAGGAGGCCUCGCAGGCCGAACUGGAGCGACGCAAGCGUAUUGAGGACAAGCAGGCGAUGUACAAUGAGCUGUUCAAGAAGAGCGCCGCCUCGGAAGAGUCGACUGCCCUCGAUAAGCUCGUGCUGGACUUUGACCCUGAGACCAAGAAACCACUGGUGUCUGUGCACAAGAACUUUGUCAAGAUCUUGAAGCCGCAUCAAGUGGACGGCGUCAAGUUCAUGUUCGACAGCACCAUCGAGUCGGUGGCGCGAUUGGAGGACGAGACCAACCAGGACAACGCGGGCUGCAUUCUGGCGCACUGCAUGGGUCUGGGGAAGACGCUGCAGGUGGUGGUGCUGCUGCACACGCUACUGGACAGUGCCGCCACCAGCGACAAGGUCUCCUGCGCGCUGGUCGUCUGCCCCAAGAACACGGUCCAGAACUGGGUGCGCGAGCUGAAGAGCUGGCAGAAGAAGUGCCGCGUGCCAGAGGUGGACGUGGUGGACAUCACCUUCCGCAAGGACAACUACGAGCGCUCCUUCGAGCUGGAGCAGUGGCGCACCGAGGGCGGCGUCUGCGUGCUCAGCUACGACAUGUUCAAACGCUUCAGCGGCACCGGCGGCAAAAAGGGCUACGUCAAAAAGCAGAAGGACCGCUUCCAGAGCGCGCUCAUCGACCCCGGCCCGGACAUUGUCGUCUGCGACGAGGGUCACCUGCUGAAGAAUCCGCGCACGGCGGCGUUCAAGAGUCUGAACCAGAUGAAGUGUCGCCGCCGGGUGAUCCUGACGGGCACGCCGCUACAGAACAACCUCCGCGAGUACCACACCAUGGUGGAGUUCGUGAAGCCGCGCCUGCUCGGCAGCGAGUCAGAGUUCAGCAACCGCUUCAUCCGGCCCAUCGAGAACGGCUCGGCCGUGGACGCCCUGCCCCGCGACGUGAAGCUCAUGAAGCGACGCUCGCACGUGCUGCACAAGCUGCUCAACAGUGUGGUGCAGAGACGCGACUACAACGUGCUGAUGCCGUUCCUGCCGCCCAAGCUGGAGUUCACGCUUAUGGUGAAGCUGAGCGACCUCCAGAAGAAGCUCUACCAGAACUACUUGGAGAAGGCGCGCUCCAGCAGCACACGCAAGGUGCUCUCCGACUUCCAGGCGCUGAGCCGCGUGUGGACCCACCCACGCUCCAUCCAGAUGAAGGAUGAGCAGGACGACGAGAAAGAGGAAAUGAGAACGGAGCGGGAGGCGAUGGAGCGUUUUGUAGCAAACGACUCGUCUUCAGAAGAGGAAAACUCGAAGGAUGGAGCUGAUAAGACAGAAGAGAACGGUGGCGGCGCUGCCGAUCAGGCCGACGACUCGGAGUGGUGGCGCUCCUGUAUUCCGGACGACCUGCUGUUCGAGGACGCCGGUCUCAGCGGGAAGCUGACGCUGCUCGACCAGCUGCUCAUCAAGUGCGAGAACAUCGGAGACAAACUGCUGGUGUUCAGUCAGUCGCUGUUCACCCUGAACCUGAUCGAGGAGCACCUGGAGCGGCUACACAAGGACAUGCAGAGCAGCCGAAACUCGGGCAAAAAGCACCCGUCGCACGUCUACUUCGGCACGUGGAAGCCCGACUACGACUACUUCCGCUUGGACGGCAGCACGUCGGAGGAGCGACGCCAGCUGAUGUGUGACCGGAUCAACAAGGCUACUAACGAGAGGGCGCGGCUGAUGCUGAUCUCGACAAAGGCCGGCGGACUGGGCAUCAACCUGGUCGGCGCCAACCGGGUGGUCAUCUUCGACGCCUCGUGGAACCCGACGGCCGACUCCCAGGCCAUAUUCCGAGUGUACCGGUUCGGACAGGUCAAGCCGUCCUACGUGUACCGGUUCAUCGCGCAGGGCUGCAUGGAGGAGAAGAUCUACGACCGCCAGAUCAGCAAGCUGUCGCUGUCGUGCCGCGUUGUGGACGAACAGCAGGUGGAGCGCCACUUCAGCCAGCACGACGUCGAGGAGCUGUACGAGUUCGAGCCCGACCGCAAACGGACCACCGGCCUGAUCGUACCCAAGGACGACCUGGUGCUGAUGGAGCUGGUCUCGGAGCAGACACAGUGGGUCAGCAGCGUGCACGGACACGACUCGCUGCUGCAGAACGUGGCCGACGAGGAGCUGAACGCCGAUGAGCAGCGCGCCGCCUGGGAGGAGUACGAGAACGACCGGCGAGGAAUACCCAACGUGGGAGACAUCAUCCCGCUGGUGGACGGAAAGGCCAUCGACAAGGCCACAGUCAUCGAGAUGAUCAAGAAGGACAACCCGACGGCCACCGAGAACGAGGUGCUGCUGAUGAUCCCGAAGGCGAUUCAGACGCUGCGCGCCUACUACUUCAAGAAGCAGCAGGCCGAGCAGCGCGCGCGCGAGGAGCAGUAUCGACAGACGCUGGAGCUGCAGCGGCAGAGCAUGUUCUCACAGCACGCCCUUCACGGCGGCCACCAGCGGCCCAAUAUCGACCACGCGGCGUACGCGCAGCUGCUGAAGCUGAUGGCCGCUCAGCGCGCCCCGGGCCAGGCGCCGGGCGCGGUGCGCGGCGCAGCGCCGCCGCCGGCCCGGGGUCGACCGCCGGCCGCCGCCGCCGCGGGCAGCGCCGGGCCGGGCCGGCAGCGGACCGCGCACGUGCCGGGCCCGGCGCACCAGCAGCAGCUGGCCGCCGCCCUGCAGCGCUCCAUGGGAACGGGCAGUAUGCAGCUGCCGCAGGGACUCUCCGUGCAGCGGGUUCAGCCGGCUCCAACUCCAGCAGCGCCGAGCAGCCGGCCGGAGAAGAGGGGCCAGGACGGCGACAAGCCGACCGGUCCCCCAGCCGUUGUCGACAUCACGUAACGCGCCGUCCCGGCCGACUGGAGCUGGCUGCAGGCGGUGACGUCACCGCGCACUGCACAGAGAUGACGUCAUCACGCCGCCCCUUCCUCCGGUUACAAAUGGCCGCGCCGGCGGCCGCCGGUUUCCAUGGCGAUCCGCUGACGGAGGGAGAAAUUCAUACACAUUACACAGAUGCAGGACUUCAUGUACAGUAGUUCAUGACGUCAUUGGAUGACCAACCCUCUCCUGAGUGUUACUAGGCGCCAUUUUGUGACCGUUGUCAGCCGAGAGCUGCUUUUGAGCGUGUUGAUCUUCAUACCCAGCGAUGGCACACAAUUUACUGGGAAUGAUGUAACUUGUAGGCAGUUUUUUUAGUCCGUGUUGAUGGUCGCUGUGUUUAGACGGCUGUUAAAUAUGUGUAUUAUUGCGUGAUUUUUUUCCUGUUGUGGCCGAAACUGCUUUUAUUUAUUUGUCUUUUUAGUCCAGAUAAAAGCAGUGUGUCCGACUCGAGGCUCGGUUGUCGGCCGAAGAGCUCUGGGUCCAUCGUAGAUGUGGCAAGAAUAAAACCUUGUUAUUUUUC